UCAAAAAUAAAAAGAAUAUUAUUUUGUUUAUUAAAGAAAAUAAAAUGUCUCUUUUGAGGAAGGUCUUUUUAAACCAGGGUCAAAGACAAGGGGAAAUGUUUAUUCCCCCUCGGGGUGACCCUUACAGUCCCCCCUUUUGGAGGUCAUCACCUGUCCACGGUGAUGAGAUGCAACAAAAUUGGGAAAUCCAAAAUGUCUUUGAUCUUGAGUUAAUCCAACUGAUGAAUGGUCCGAAUGGCAUUCCAAACAGAGAACAUGGCAUAGAAAAAGUUCUCUUCUUGGAGGAGAAGAAAAUCUUGUGUUCAAAGUUCCACUGGACGACAAAGUAGUAAUCCAACAGAAGAAAAAUUCUUUGUAUGAUUCCUGUAAUGUCUGUUGGUAACUCCUUAGGGUAAAAACUUUAAAUCCAUUGAAAGACAGAGUCUGUAAACCACUGGAAGCAAAAGUUUAUAAUCCAGUAAGGAAAAAUUAUAAUCCACAAAGGUAAUUUCAUUGCAGUUGGGGCGGUUGAGCUGGAGUCAACCACAGAAGAUUUCUGGAACCCCGCUUUUCGAGAGUCGAUCUCUGGAAGACUGCAGAUGAGGUUGACAUCUCUGGCCCAAGGUGAAGCAAUCCAAAAAUACAUGUGAUGUUUUGACAAAAAGAGCAUUUAUGGUUUAUGCUACAAAUCAUAUUUCUUCCUCUACUUUCCACAAAUUGAUGCUGUUUUGUUCUCAAAUGUAAAAAAAAAAAAAGAAGAAGAAAAAGCCAGUCAACUCAGAUCAAAAUAUUUUCGAUGCACUGUGAAAUUUAAAAUAAAGUUAAUUGUUCAGUGCAGUUGAACAGUUUUUCUUAAACUAUAUUUGAAUAAGCAGGAAAAUCUUCAACAAAAAUGUUUCAAUUCUACUAAAACAUUUUUCUACACCUGACUGCAGCACACUUUUCAGUUUAUUCACGGCUGUUGGCACAUCUUUUUCUUGUCUCCAUUUGUCUUGUGAGCUGAAUGCAACGUGGCUAACGUUCGUUUCAAAUUAUCGCACUUGCGUUCGGGCGGGGACGAGUUAUGACCGAGCGAAGGGAGCGUCCGCCCCUGCAGCGGGGCGCCCCGCACAACAAAUCAAACGCAACCAUUUUGUUGAGCGUGCCUCUCGCUGAGGUACGUGAUCAUCCGGGUACUCCACACUAACUCUAAUCCAGGACUCGGAUUAGUUGAGAUAAAAAGCUACUUUCUCUCGUCUUUUGAGGUUGUUUCAACUCGGCGGUGGAUUUCUACUCAAGUCGCAGCAAACAUGUAAUCAAAAACCUCGAGUUUGAAGGAUUUAAAGCAUCAACAAAGGCCGCAAGAGCAUCAUGGUGGUCAACACCAUCCAUUGGUUCAGGAAGGGACUACGGCUGCAUGACAACCCGGCUCUGAGGGACUCUAUCCGGGGAGCAGACACUCUGCGCUGCAUCUACAUCCUGGACCCCUGGUUCGCAGGUUCCUCCAAUGUGGGCAUCAACAGAUGGAGGUUUUUGCUGCAGUGUUUAGAAGACCUGGAUGCAAGUCUGCGCAAACUCAACUCCCGUUUAUUUGUCAUCAAAGGCCAGCCUACAGACGUCUUCCCUCGUCUUUUCAAGGAAUGGCAGAUUACACGUUUGUCUUAUGAACAUGACUCCGAGCCGUUUGGUAAGGAGCGUGACGCUGCCAUCCAAAAACUUGCCAGUGAGGCCGGAGUAGAGGUGAUGGUUCGGACUUCACACACACUCUAUGAUCUGGACAAGAUAAUUGAACUGAAUGGCGGUCAGGCCCCCCUCACAUACAAGCGUUUCCUGGCGCUACUCAACCAAAUGGAUGCUGUGGAGCUCCCAGCAGAGACGAUCACAUCUGACGACAUUAAAAACUGCAUCGUUCCCAUCAAAGAGAACCAUGACAACAAGUUUGGAGUUCCUUCCCUGAAAGAGCUUGGUUUCGAGACAGAUGGUCUCGCCGGAGCGGUCUGGCCAGGUGGAGAAACGGAAGCCCUCAUGAGACUGGAGCGACAUCUGGAGAGAAAGGCAUGGGUGGCAAACUUUGAGCGUCCACGUAUGAACGCCAACUCCCUGCUGGCCAGUCCCACAGGCCUCAGCCCCUACCUCCGCUUUGGAUGUCUUUCCUGUCGCGUCUUCUACUUCAAACUUACAGAUCUGUACAGAAAGGUCAAGCAGGACAACACCCCACCACUGUCUCUGUACGGCCAGCUGCUGUGGAGGGAAUUCUUCUAUACCGCAGCCACCAACAACUCCAGCUUUGACAAGAUGGAGGGAAACCCUGUGUGUGUCCAGAUCCCCUGGGACCGAAACCCUGAGGUGCUGGCCAAGUGGGCGGAGGGACGGACAGGUUUCCCAUGGAUCGACGCCAUUAUGACCCAGCUGAGGCAGGAGGGGUGGGUCCAUCAUUUGGCUCGGCACGCUGUGGCUUGUUUCCUCACCAGGGGGGACCUCUGGAUCAGCUGGGAGGAAGGCAUGAAGGUUUUUGAAGAGUUGUUACUCGAUGCAGACUGGAGUGUCGGUGCUGGCAGCUGGAUGUGGCUCUCCUGCAGUUCAUUUUUCCAGCAGUUUUUUCACUGCUACUGCCCUGUGGGCUUUGGCCGACGCACAGACCCCAGCGGCGACUACAUACGGCGUUAUUUACCAGCGUUGAGGGCUUUYCCUGCCAAAUACAUCUAUGAACCUUGGACUGCCCCCCAGGAAGUGCAGAAUGCGUCCAGAUGUAUUAUUGGAACAGACUACCCCAAACCCAUGGUGAACCAUGCCAAGGUCAGCCGCAUCAACGUGGAGCGGAUGAAGCAGAUUUACCAGCAGCUUUCCUGCUGCAGAGGCCUGGGCAUGCUAGCAACAGUACCAGUAAGCCUCAACAGCAUUGUGGUUGCUGGUAAAGUCGGACGAGUCAACACCCAAACCAAAGGCUCAGGAAAGAAGAGAACAUCUCAAACAGGAAUAAGAAGAUUGACGCAAAAGCGCCAUCAUGAAGAGAAUGGACCUGAAAGCUGCUCUAAGUCCUUGAAGCUAGGCAAAUAGAGUGGCCAGUGUAGAAGAACUCUGUAGGUUUGCGUCAUGUCUAGUAUGUUCUGCAAACAACCUGUGAAGCCAUGCAGGAGAAGACAGCAAAACCCAGCCUGAUUGCUUUGUGGGUUAUUUACAAAGCAAAAAAAAUAAAUAAAUAAAAAUCAUGAAGUAGGACAUUGUUACUGUCAGUCACUGACAGCAGGAAACGUUUGCCAGACAMAGAAGAAAAUAAUGAAAUAUUGUCACAGAGGACUAAAGAUAUCUAGUUUACAAACUUGAUUUAUGUGUUUUUCACAAAAUCCUUUAACGCUGGACCCAAAAUGUUUUUUUCUCCACCACUGUUAUGCCUGUGAAGGGUCAGCGUGUGUACGGUGUCUGUGCGACUACCCAGCAGAAUGAGAUAUAUAUAUAUAUAUAUUUCAAAAAGGGCUUUAGUGUUAUAAAAAAAAGUCAGAUCUUAUUUUCCAUCACUAAAACACCCUCUUGUUGCUCGUACAUAAAGUGAAUCGUAGUUUGUCAUCUUUUUAGAUGUUUCUGAAUAACAGUCUUCAAUAGCUCAGUUAUAAACGACUUCAAAUGGUUGAAAAACAGAUUUUAAAACAUGUCUAUUGGAAUCCUGAUGGACRACAAGAUCCAGUGGUUUCAGYCAUCAGCAGCCCCCUGAUGCCUUGUGUAACUUAAAGUUUUUUGUUACUCUGAGAAAACAACAAACAUGAAGUUUCGCAGGCUUUGGGGUGUGGUGCCUCUCUGAUUGGAAUUCAUAGACAAACAGCUGCUUCCACCCUUAUGGACGUUUUUGACAUGUUUCUUAAUUUCUGCUUAACAACAGAUUUUAGUCAUUUUAUCAGUGUGAUUGGAAUCAGCCUAAUGUCUUCCACUGCUGUGUGUAAUUCCACUUAAAAUAAUCUUAUUUUGUCUAGUACAAUCUCAUAUCUCUGCUCAUUGGGCAUCAUUUAUUUGAAGUAAAACCACUAAAAUGGUAUCUGACAGUGCUGGUUGAGAGUCUUCGCCACCAUCCUACUAGGUGCUACUUGGUUUGCACGUCACACUACUGCUUUGCAUGUGCUGUACAUUGUCAUUACCAAAUACUCAGAAAUAGCUUUAUCUAAAUUACAGAUAAGAAGAAAAAAGCUAACAUGACGUGUUGCAAUCACUGUGAUAAAAUUACCAAGGGCUGUAAUCAAUCAAACCAGACUGUUACAUAAAUGUUUUUUAGAUAAUUAAGAAUUUUACAUCAAGUACUCCCCACUAGUUAUGCCAUCAUCUUCUGUAGUUAAGUGCACUCAAACUAAUAAUUUUAACUUAUAUGAUCUCUUACCUCAUAAUUCUGCAAAUAUUUAGACCUUGUAUAACGUGAUUAACAUGUCAAGCUAUAAGGGCAAACUAUUUUACCCUUAAAAUUGGUAUUAACAAACUAAUGGCUAUCAUUUAAGAAAACAUUUUAAUACUGAUACAUUUUCUAUUAGCUCAGUAACUUGCUUAGAGUAAUUAUAGCUUUCCUUAGCAAACUAGCGACGCUACUUAGCACCUACCAAGAUGGCGGCACAAACUCUCAGCUUGUUAAAGAUUGUGGUUGGCCAUUGGAUCUAACUUAGUCCUUCUUUUAACUCAGUCUAMUCAUCGGUCAUUAGAAACCCAUCAGAACUUGUUGAUAAUCUCAUUUCUUCAGCUUCAGCGCACAAAGUUGGAAAAAUGUUUUUCCUUCAGGGGUGAUGAAACCCUGAACAGGAAAAUGAAUGAAAUGCAGACCUACCUGAUCUUAAAAACACAACCCUUAAUGUUUUCUUAUAAACAACACGAUGUUUUGAAUGUAUUUGAGUUAUUUUGUUCAUGAAGCUAACAAAAUAAAUGUCUAAUGUACAGAAGAAAAAUAAUAGAAGCUAGUUGGUGUAGCAGGCUGUAAAACAUUUUGUAAGGAUUUUUAACUUUUGUAUAUUUGGUCAUGUGAUCCUACAUCUCUUUUUGUAAUGUUAUGAAAAAGUAAAAUUAUUGUUAUAAGCAUAUGUUAUUUUUUCUUUUGUCCUGUGCUCGUAAAUCUAUAUUUUGUAUAAUAAAUGACGAUGUUUUGAAUGUAUUGAAAAGACAAUAAAAGGCAGAAUAUCCUUGUGA
Molecule: messenger RNA, 5112 nt
Organism: Austrofundulus limnaeus
Lineage: Eukaryota; Metazoa; Chordata; Actinopteri; Cyprinodontiformes; Rivulidae
Gene: cry1b
Product: cryptochrome circadian regulator 1b
Exons: 12
Coding region: 1330-3015 (561 amino acids)
Biological process (GO): circadian regulation of gene expression; negative regulation of DNA-templated transcription; entrainment of circadian clock by photoperiod
Cellular component (GO): cytoplasm; nucleus
Molecular function (GO): FAD binding; DNA binding
Source: RefSeq, a predicted model, not a curated record